This is a messenger RNA of Podospora bellae-mahoneyi, 264 nucleotides long. RefSeq lists its product as uncharacterized. The record is from RefSeq and is a predicted model, not a curated record. Lineage: Eukaryota; Fungi; Ascomycota; Sordariomycetes; Sordariales; Podosporaceae. Bases 1 to 264 code for a protein of 87 amino acids. The transcript has 4 exons.
AUGGCCCUUGGUGGUGGUGUUGCCCCUCAUGGUUGCUCUCAGCCGCGGAUGACAGCGACAGAGGACAGGACACCUGGACAACUCUUGCAGUUGAUGCCAUUGAGGAACUACUGCAAGCGGACGGCCGACCCCGGUGUCGACAACCUCAAAGGAGCCAACCGAAGACUCGCCUCGCUGAGCUUGCCUUGUGGCCUGGUUGUCCGGCUAUCGACUGGCACUGGCUCUGAGGGUUUGGGGUACUAUGUAAAUCUUGUCGGGACGUGA